UAAGCACAUGAAUAGGACUAGUUAUCUUUACAAUUAAGAACAAUCUGGAUGUGGUGUAGUGGUAUCAGAAAUGAAAUAUACCAUAAAACACUUAACAAAGGUCAAAACAUAAACAAAUAUGAGCUCUGAUUGGUAAAUGUAUCAUUGACUUGAAAUUUAUAUAUGCAGAUAUACAAGGUUGAUUGAAGAUAUCUAAAUGGUGUGCAAGAUAGCUGAUAAGCACUGAAGAUACGAUACAGAAAUAUCAUCAAGAACAAAAAAAGCAACAGAAAUGUCUCUCUGGAUUCAGGUGCCAAUUUUGGUUAACACCUUGUUGACAUGGUGAUACGUUAAAUACUGUUUAAACAGACAGGUGGAAUACAUACAUUACACCAACGCAGCCAGCUCAAUUCUAAUAUGCUAUACUGCGGUUUACGACCUGACUAGAGUGCUCAUUCACGUUAUAAUCGUAGCAUUCAGUACAUACUUGAUGGGAUUAUAUAACACUGAUAGAAAACAAAUGACUGUAAAACGCUCCAAAUCUAAUCGUUGGUAAGAUUAAUAAGUACAGUAAUGUGUGCAUGAUGUUAAACAGGUCCAAAUCUGCAACAAUGUACAAACAGUCCUUGGUGUCUCUAUAAAGAAGUGGAAUAACGCCAGAUGUCGGACGAAUGUGCUCUAGAAUGAAAUUCUGAUAUCUGCCAGGCUUUGAUUUGUGUUCGGUAAUAUGAGUAUUUUAUAUUUGUGUAUACAUUCUAAACAAUUUUCUGAUACUUUUUCAGACAAAAUUGAUUUGCUUUGUGAAAGCGUUGCUGUCAUUCUUUCAAAUCUAAAUUAUACAAGAAGAUGUGAUACAAGAGUUUGUCAGAGAUUCAUCUAAACGGCUGCUGAAAUGGACGGAUCACGUUAAUAAUGGUUAUCUACGAGCUGAAAGACGGAGCAAUUAUAUUGUACCAGUUACAAAUAUAAAUAUCACGUAUAAGACAUCAUGCUAUCCCAGAUCACAAACCGGAUAUGAUGUAAUAAGUGAUGCUUCAAGAACAUAGUUCAGCAUAUAAUGUUUCCAAGAGUUACGUUACUAUAUCGUCUGUUAGCGGUAUGCAUUCUGGUUAGCAUAAUUAUGAUUCUUCUACAAACGGCAGACGACAGAGUUCAUAGCAAAAGACUUCCACUUGAAGUUAUACGUGAACAAGAUUCCUACAUCGAUAUAAAAACUGCAGGACAACCCUCAAAACCUCGAAUAGCUUCUAAUAGUUCAAGUCCCAAUAUAAGAAUGUUUAGUGGCAAAGAAAACCUGCAAACUACGAGAAUUCCGCCGGUAAACCCGCAUAAUUUCAAAUAUAUCAUUAACCCAAGGGAUACAUGCAAAUCUAAAAACUUAAAAUAUAUAAUCUAUGUUCACUCAGCACCUAAGAAUCACAAGAAACGCCAAAUGGUGAGGCAGACGUGGGGUGCUAGGUCAGUUUUACAGAAAUAUAGCAUGAGAAUAGUGUUUAUAAUGGGAGUAGUCGAGGAUAUAUCUACCAUGGAGAGAGUCAAGUAUGAAAGCAAUAGUUACGGUGACAUUGUUGUUGAAAAUUUCUUAGAUUCUUACAGAAAUUUGACAUUUAAAGCAAUUGCCGGACUGAAAUGGGUAUCAAAACACUGUGAUAAUGCAACAUACGUCAUCAAAUCUGAUGACGACAUCUUAAUUGACAUGCAUGCUCUAAUGCAACAAAUGAAUUCUACAGAAAUAAAGAACUACGGAACAAAAAAUUUGAUAAUGUGCAAUCAAUGGGUGAGAAUGAAAGUAAUUAGAGACAAGAAAAGCAAGUGGUAUAUUUCAGAAAAAGAAUUUCCGGAUGAAUAUUUCCCGCCAUAUUGUUCUGGUUCCGUGUUUAUUAUGAGCACUGAUGCCGUGCAGCGUAUGUACCAGGCCUCACUGGACACUACAUUUUUCUGGGUAGAUGACUUUUAUUUGACAGGAUUACUUGUGAAAAAAAUUGGAAUAGGGCACAAAAGGUUAAAUGAAAAUUAUAUGCUCAAUGCUCGUGUUGCCAUGGAUAAAUUAAAAGAGGAUAAAAAGCAUGAGUUACGGUUCUUCCAUGUGCAUAAAUUAACUCAGAUAUAUCGGAUGUGGUCUAUUCUUAAAGAAAGAAUGAAUUCAACAUGUAAGGAUUUUUUAACACGGUCAUCGGAAGGGAAUGUGACUACUUUAACUUGAAAAAAUCUAAUAGCGUUUUGUUGCUGAAAUUCCAAGGAGAAAUGUGGUGUCGACACCGACGCGCAUAAGAGCACCACACUUACUGAAAACGAUAAAGAGGGUCUAGUGUAAUUUUGUGAAAGAUAUUAAUCGAGUUAUGCUUUCAGAGCUAAAACAGUAGAUCGACCAUGUGUUUUUGGAGGUUGUAGCAUUUCCAGUAACAAACCUUGUUGUUCAAAUAAUAAUUCAAUUUAAUAAAUUUUUGUCAGUAA
Mercenaria mercenaria is the source of this 2433-nucleotide messenger RNA. RefSeq names its product beta-1,3-galactosyltransferase 1-like. Gene Ontology annotation, cellular component: membrane. Gene Ontology annotation, molecular function: hexosyltransferase activity. Bases 1037 to 2182 code for a protein of 381 amino acids. The record is from RefSeq and is a predicted model, not a curated record. NCBI's taxonomy places the organism in Eukaryota, Metazoa, Mollusca, Bivalvia, Venerida, Veneridae. The transcript is spliced from 2 exons.